Molecule: messenger RNA, 2248 nt
Organism: Magallana angulata
Lineage: Eukaryota; Metazoa; Mollusca; Bivalvia; Ostreida; Ostreidae
Product: innexin unc-9-like
Exons: 2
Coding region: 154-1383 (409 amino acids)
Source: RefSeq, a predicted model, not a curated record
GCCUCACUCUUCUAAUUUCGGUGGUCCUCUAUAGCAAGGCGGUGAACCGUGACGAGGAAGGCCCAGCGACACUGAGACAGGGUUUUACUUCGGAACACACUUUCGGCUAGAGGGAAUAUUUAUAGUACAGAAGAGUUUUGAAGCCACUCUACGAUGUCUGAAUUACUGGGACAUGUCCCAAACUUUCGGAAGCUUCGCGGGAAGCCGAAUGACGAUGGACUGGACCGGAUGAGUCACGUGGUCACGGUGGUCCUCCUGAUCAUCUUCACGGUGGCCAUCAGCUCGGGCCAGUUCUUCAAGGACCCGAUCGUCUGCUGGAAUCCCGCGGAAUUCAAGGACCACAUGGAGUCGUAUACGAAAUGGAACUGCUGGGUCAAGAAUACGUACUACGUCCCGAUGACUGAGGAAAUUCCCCUCAACAUCGACCAGCGCCAAUCCGCCGAGCUGACGUAUUAUCAAUGGGUGCCCAUUAUUUUACUCUUCAUGGCCUUCCUGUUUAAGUUACCCAACAUGGUUUGGAGAAUCUUCAACGGAGGGUCCGGCUUGAACAUGGACAAAUGCGUUUACUUCGCGGAGAAGGCCCAGUACGACUCCCCAGAAGACAGAGAUAAGUCUCUCUAUGCUCUCGCGAGAUUCAUGGACAAAUGGCUGGACACAAACAAAGAGUACAAAUGGAACGUGUUUGUCCGCACCAAGCACCAGGCCUCCCGAUUCCUCUGCUUCUUCUGCAACAAGCGAGCCGGGCGAUACCUUACAGCCAUGUACCUUUUUGUCAAAGUCUUAUACGUAGCGAACGCCAUCGGGCAGCUGUUCCUGCUGAACGCAUUCCUGUCCACGUCCUACAACUUUUAUGGAUUUGAAUUCAUGGAGAACAUGGCACAAAACGGACCUUGGCGAGAGAGUCCCAGGUUCCCGCGCGUCACGCUUUGUGACAUCCGCAUCCGUCAGCUCCAGAACCUGCAGCGCUUCACGGUCCAGUGCGUACUACCCAUCAACCUGUUCAACGAGAAAAUCUUCAUCUUCAUUUGGUUUUGGUUGGUCUUCAUUGCCUGUAUUGCUAGCUUCAACCUGGUAUACUGGACGUACCUUAUCAUGUUCACCAAAAACAAGGUGGACUACGCCAAGAAGUAUCUCAAAAUCAACGACGAACUACACACCAAUUUCGACAAGAAGCUGGCCGCCAAGUUCGCCGAGAGCUACCUGAGGGAUGAUGGCAUCUUCCUGCUGAGAAUCAUUGCCAGGAACUCCACAGAUAUGGUCGUUACAGACCUUGUCAAACACUUGUGGGCAAUCUUCAAAGACAAGCAAAACACAAAGAAGAACCGAGAACUAGAACCCGAAAUGGAUACCAUGCUCGACGAGGCCAAAGAGCCUCUCACGUGAUCCGUCGGGAGAGUGAAUCGAACUUUCCAAGCAUUUAUGUGAUGCCUCCAUGAUUGCCUUAUGGGGUUUCGUCAGCUGUAUUUAUAGGUCUUCCAGACUAGACGCUAUGCCGGCCAGUCUUUGAUGUCACCCGACGACCAGGUGCUUAACUAUGAUCCUUUGAGUAGUUGUCAUAUUUUGUGUUCCUUUUAAUUAUUGUAAUAUUAAAUUUCAUGACAUUUAAAUCACGUUAGGCAUUAUAAUUCUAGUCUCUUCUCACAAACAGUGAUCAGAUUAUGGUACGAUUUAAUUAGCGAUACCAACAAUGUAUUGAUUAUAGAUAAACAAGAUGUGAACCUGUGGUUGUGAGAAACUGAAAAUGUGUGUUUAUUUUGAUGUUUAAGCCUGUACUGUCAGUUAGGUUUGACAACAAAUCCCAUGUCUUCCCAUGUACUAUACAAAACAUUUAGCGGUCCCUAUAUUCUUAGCUGCCUUGUAGAUAUUACGCUUUGAACAAAGAUUUAAAAUAAUUUUAGUUUUCGCUUUUUCUGGUAGAGAAAUGGUUUUUUUCCGUGCGGUAUAAACAGACAUAAUUUUGUUCAUCCCUAUUCUUGUAGAAGGAAUGUGAUCUCAGUAUUUUGCAUUGAAGCAAUGUUUUCUUCCAUGUGCAUUGUCUGUAGACAACGACCAAGCUUCAUUGAUCUUUGUGUAUUCUGAAGCUAUGCGUAUCCAUGGCAUUAUUCAUCUAUCAGUUUGUAUUUGUUGAUUGUAAAAAAAAAAAGCAUUCCUUUUUAAAAGAAUAUCUAUGCAUAUUUUUGUAAUAAAUGUUUAUAUAUAUUGUUCAGCAAUGCGAGGUAAAAAUAAAUAAAAGUGAUGGAAACUGAAA